Messenger RNA from Mollisia scopiformis, 2124 nucleotides. RefSeq names its product N-acetylglucosaminyl transferase-like protein component Gpi1. Gene Ontology annotation, biological process: GPI anchor biosynthetic process. The transcript has 8 exons. Bases 1 to 2124 code for a protein of 707 amino acids. NCBI's taxonomy places the organism in Eukaryota, Fungi, Ascomycota, Leotiomycetes, Helotiales, Mollisiaceae. The record is from RefSeq and is a predicted model, not a curated record. Gene Ontology annotation, cellular component: endoplasmic reticulum; membrane.
AUGCCCGAGCAUGAUGGCCUCAUGAGAAUCUUUUGGCCUGUGGAUAUACCGAAGUCCGAAUCUCCAGGGAUUAUUGUCGGUUGGCGCAACUCAGGACUCGAUGUCUUUGUGGUGGCAAUAUUGGAGGACGUCGAUGCACCAAGCGUGGAAAAUGCCUUGAAGGUUGGGACUAUAUUUCGAAAUGCAAGCCACCCAAUCUCACGAAUAUUUGAGCUCUGUGGGCAGUCGUACAUGCAUGUUCUGGGCCUGACGAACACACCGCACGUCGAUAUCGACAAUCUUCAGAUGCACGCAUCUACUGGGCCAAGCUUGAAAAUUCCUCAGAUAUCCUGCGCGCGCGCUUCCACGAUACAGAUAAUCAUGUUUGACCGGCCUCUUCCGAACAGGAUGCAGUAUAUCUCACUCAGUCCAAUCCCAUUGGCAUUGGGAGACAAAGCAGAGAUGUCCAUACACGCCCCUGGAAGUGUAGAUGCAGAAGAUGAACGAGAAGAGCAAGAGAAUAGGAAGAAGACCAAGGCUCUAGUCGAAAAGUUGAAGCUCCACUCGGUGAUCAAGCACCCAGCCUCACCCAAAGAGCUCGCGCUGCCGAGAAUUGUGAACCAGAUCAAUUGUUCUUGGGAACUUCAUAAAUUACUGCAGAAGAACAUUUCACUUGUCGGAAGGCGCUCACGUCGAAGUCUAAGUGUGUCAGAACGAGUUGUCGAGUCCGCCACAACGAUGAGAGAUUUUGUGAUCGUUGCUAUCUGGCAGUUGAUCACUCUCUACAUUUACCCAAUUGUUCGUCGAGGUUUUGUGAUCGGGCUCCUGUGUCAUAGGGUAGCUGCUGAAGCUCUUCUACUUGUUCUGGAGUGGAGAGCGAAGCCUGAAUAUGCUGCUUUGAAGGACAUUUCAGCAACAGCUCAACAAGUGGAAAUACGACUUCAACAGUUCUCUUAUUGGCCAAUGCAAUAUGUGACAUUAAGGAAACGCAAGGACGAUUGGGAAAGCGUUACAACAAGUCAUCCCGAUUAUAUCAGAUUUUAUAACAGCCUUUGGCUUGUAGCUAAUGAUGUCAUCAUUGGCAUAGCCCUCGGAUCCUACAUAAUUGACAACUCGGCAUGGGUCGCGGAACUAAUCAGUGAUAUACUCAGCAUGUACUCAAUCGCUGCACUCCAGAGAACAAUUUCGUGGUUGAUGGACUGGCCUGCUGGAUUGAAGCUCAACACUGAGCUUGCAGCUUUUCUCGGUGACCUGUUCCUUUGGGUCAUUGAUCACUGGGCCAAUUGCAUCGAAGCAUUACGACCAGUACUACCUCAUAUAAUCUGGUUCAUUGGCUUCUCUAGUUUCGCAGGAGCAAGCAUGCCAAUUGCCCUAUUUUCAGACAUGUUGUCAAUUCUGACACUCCACAUCUACUCUUUCUACAUGGCUUCGGCUCGCAUCUUCAACUGGCAGUACACAAUCCUUCUGUCACUUUUCCAACUAUUUCGUGGCAAGAAACACAACGUCCUAAGGAAACGAAUUGAUUCCUGUGAUUACGAUCUAGAUCAGCUACUCCUGGGUACUAUCUUGUUCACGUUACUCUUCUUUCUACUUCCAACAGUAGUUGUAUUCUACCUCACAUUUGCAUGUUCUCGCAUGGCGAUCAUCUCUCUGAAAGCGGCAUUAGACACUCUGCUUGCAUGCUUGAACCAUUUUCCGCUUUUCGCCCUUAUGUUACGAAUUAAAGACUCGCAACGUCUGCCAGGUGGCAUUCGCUUUGAACUUCGAGAUACCCAACACUUUAGUAAUUCUUCAACUACCGCACACUCGCCACCGCCAACCUCGUACAUAUACCUCAAAUCUGUUCCUCUGACCUUUCGUGCAAUGUUUCACCAGUAUUUCCAACUCGGCCAUCGCAUUCGCAAACACUACCUCUCACCACGAGUCCUUCUUUGUUUGGCCACAGGCAAAUUCGUGCCUCCUAUUCACCGCAAGAACCUGUAUAGCUUGCAGUAUAGCAUGUUGCCAGCACGUCGAGCGGGUAUCAUGGAUAUGUGGCAUGCUCUGACAUCAGAUGAGCCAAAGAGCGCAAAAUCUAGCGGUUUUGAUAUGAAGAUUAAUGGGAAAAGGUUAAACGGGAAUGGGAGGAGACACUAUGGACAUUGA